CUCUAAAAGGCGAGAAAUGGGCGAAUAUUGAGAAAUAACCACCUUUCACACCACGCCGGGGAUGGGACCGAAGGACCUCAAAGACUAACAGUGUCUUCCUCAAAUACAAGAAGAAAAGAGUUGAAAAAUGGCUUCUAAAAUCGUAAGGAAAGUUAUUUCCACCUCUAAGGCACCUGCGGCCAUCGGUGCUUACAGCCAAGCGGUGCAAGGAGGCAACACGCUCUACAUCUCCGGGCAGCUUGGGCUCGACCCGAAGACGCUUAACCUGGUCAGCGAAGAUGUAGUCGAGCAGACCAAGACCGCUCUCACCAACAUGGGCUAUAUUCUCGAGGCGGCCGGGUGCACGUACAAGAACGUGGUGAAGACAACAGUGCUGUUGGCUGACAUCAAUGACUUUGCAAAAGUGAAUGAAGUCUAUGCCUCGUUCUUCUCUGAGGCAGUACCAGCCCGGGCAGCUUACCAAGUUGCAAAUCUUCCAAAGGGAGGAAAAGUCGAGAUCGAAGCCAUCGCUCUAGUCGGAGAGUUGGACCAUCAGUGACUCCUGAGAAGCCAAAUUUAGUAUGAAUUAUCAUUUCUUGCUUUCUCUUUUUACGGCAGAUGUGAUUUGCAUAUGUUUGGGAGCAGCAGGCAUUUAUAUACCUUUUGUUACCGCUAUUUUUCUUCCAUAAGUUUAUCUAAGGGAGAUUUUUUCUUUUCUUUUCUUUUCUUUGUUUUAUUAAGAUUUUUUUAAAGAUAGUCGAGUACUAUGUUGUUUUUGAUUUCAGAUGUAUAUACAUGUACGUUUUAUUUACUGGUAUUGAAAUUUAUAUAUGACAGCAAUAAAUAGUGAUUCUUAUUAUAUUCA
This is a messenger RNA of Penaeus monodon (black tiger shrimp), 844 nucleotides long. It is a transcript of the gene UK114, whose product is annotated as 2-iminobutanoate/2-iminopropanoate deaminase-like. The record is from RefSeq and is a predicted model, not a curated record. NCBI's taxonomy places the organism in Eukaryota, Metazoa, Arthropoda, Malacostraca, Decapoda, Penaeidae. Bases 128 to 538 code for a protein of 136 amino acids. Gene Ontology annotation, cellular component: cytosol. The transcript is spliced from 5 exons. Gene Ontology annotation, molecular function: deaminase activity.